Uloborus diversus is the source of this 721-nucleotide messenger RNA. RefSeq lists its product as uncharacterized. Lineage: Eukaryota; Metazoa; Arthropoda; Arachnida; Araneae; Uloboridae. Gene Ontology annotation, cellular component: extracellular region. The coding region runs from base 150 to 644 and encodes 164 amino acids. Gene Ontology annotation, molecular function: hormone activity. The transcript has 3 exons. The record is from RefSeq and is a predicted model, not a curated record.
UCAGACGAUUUCUUCUUGCCUCUGUGGGUCUCGUCACCCUGGGACUGUUGCCCGUUGCCGAAGUUGAAGGGAUUCGACUGUGUGGUAGACGUUUAGCAGAUCUGUUGAACUUCGUCUGUGAAAGAAAUGGAGGGUUUCAUGCUCCCAGGAUGCGGAGGGAUGUAUUUCCUCACCCAAGCCGCAAGAACGCACUGUUGGAGAUAUUCCGUUCGAAGUCCCGACGAACAGCUCAAGAAACUUCCGCUAAUAGUACUUCGAUCGAAGCAGAAAGCUCGGGAAUCUUCAACAGCGGCGUCGUGGACGAAUGCUGCAAAAAUCAGUGCACAUUGUCCACAUUAGUGUCGUACUGUGCCGACUCCGGAGAGGUCAGUGAUAUCAAUCUGGAUGAAGUGCUUUUUCCUGGGAGCGAUCGAGGAUCGACGCUGUCAAACGAAGACCUUGAAUAUCUUUUACAAAAGGACCAAGUUGCAAGUAUAUCCAAUAGUUCCAGUGAGCACAAUGGUCACCAGAUGGCGUAUCAGGACUCCGAAUCGCAGACCAAUCGGCCCAACCUUGGCGUGUUCAUGCGAAACAGACCCGUCUUCAUUGUCCUGUCUCAAGUGGAAGAUGAAAGAGACAGUGCCGCUGAAGAGUACAGGUUAUGAAGAACAGUCCCUUUAAGAGUGUAUUUAGAGACUUGGCAAAGAAUUAUCGUUUCCAAAAACAAAACAGAUCUGUAACU